AUCAAAGUAGCAGGAGCAGCAGCACCGGCUGGAGCGCGACUUGGCCAUUAGCACAGGUGCGAGAGGACACUAGUGAACCCAUACAAAAAUGAAGCUAUCAAAGAUAUCAACCAUCAUCGUCUGCUGCUUUUUAUUUUUGACUUGCGUCUCAUCUGUGCCAGCACCCCAAGAACCAUUUUUCGAACUCCCAGUACAGUUGGUGGGCUUUCCUGUCAUCAUUGCCGCCGUUAGAAUUUCAAAUUUCGUGAAAAAAUUAGCUUAUUCACUAAAUCCACAAACUUAUGCAAGCAGAACCAAAAGAUACAGCCCCAAAAUACACGACGAAGAAAUUUUGGAUGUUGCACAAGUUGAAAAGAAGAUUAUAGAAAAACUCGGAGUAAAUGUCUGCAUUUACGAGAGGAUAUGUGCGAAGUAUGCUGAUGAGACUCUUCAUAAGAGGGGCAGAGAACAUAUACUCAACUGGGAUGACGUAUUUAGUCAGUAUAAAUCUUCACCGGAUCCAGUGAAGGAGAGCUACUUGUUGAGCGUAUUCAUGGGCAACAUCAUCGGUAGUCCACGGCUCUGUCACCAGCUGGCGAAACGAGGAAGAGAAUGCAAGAUCCCACUGUCAGAUUGAUGGCGUCAUGAUAAAUUCUGCGGCUACCGUACCUUCGCUAAUCUUCGCGUUUGUCAAUUUAGGGCUUUAUUGUGCUUUUUUUCAAAGGAAUUCAUUGACGAUACUUGGUUAAUAUUUACUUAUAAAUUUUGAUCUUUGUGUUACUUAAAACAAAAAUUUUUGUGUCUCAUGACAUAAUGUUUUGGAUCCUUCGGAAACAAACACGAAUCCAACAGCAUAAAUGUAUAUAUAGAGUACCUUUCUACAGGAAUAAGUAAGUUAUAUUUUUUGAUACACCACACAAACCAAACAACUUUUUGGAGUAGCGUAUUAGCAAACGCGAGAGAUUACCACUUGGAGUUUUUCUUCUCAAGUGAAGUAAUUACGCUUCUUUUUUUUUAAUUUUUUUUUUACUACUUCUACAGUGCAUCAUACUCUCGUUUAUGUUUUUUUUAUCGAGUAAGUGCGACAGACGUCGAUUGCCAAUUAUUAAUUUCAAACAACAUGGCGAUGAGAUACACUGUGAUUAUAAUAAUUAUAAUGGUUCGCAAGUCCGUCCAUUUUUUUAAGACCUCUUGACUUCCUGUUUUUCUAUAAAACCAAAUAAUUGAUCAAGAAUUUCAGCGUUCAUAGUGGGGAGAGGGGAUGUUGAAGAUAUACUUGGGGGUAUUUUCAUAAGUCGCUGGUAUGAUGAUUAAUGGAUAUUUGGUUUCUUCUUUCGAUAAAUGCCAUGGUCAAACAA
Molecule: messenger RNA, 1337 nt
Organism: Copidosoma floridanum
Lineage: Eukaryota; Metazoa; Arthropoda; Insecta; Hymenoptera; Encyrtidae
Source: RefSeq, a predicted model, not a curated record